AUGCUGCCAAAGAACGCCAUUACUGUUCUCGCCCUUGCCACACUAGGCUCGGCUGCCAGCAUCCUCCCCAUCAAGGUUGACCACGAGAUCACCCCUCAACCACGAAACCCAGAACUGGUCAACUCGCGAGAUCUCGAGACCAAUGACGUGCGCCCCAAUCCCCGUGGCGUGAUCCAAGUUCAGGAAUGCACUGUCACUGGGUGCGAUAAGAACGACAAGCGAAGCAGCAACAGCGAUAGGACCAGGCCAUGGCACUUUUCCAGCAACCUCGGUGAUAGGAAUGCCGAAGUUGCCUCGAGAGGAUUCCAGGCCCAAGAAUGUGGCAUUACUGGCUGUCUUGAAAAGGUCCGGGAUGAAGCCCGCCACCUUGAGGACUACUAUCGCGAGAAGAGGCAGGAAUAA
Molecule: messenger RNA, 402 nt
Organism: Clonostachys byssicola
Lineage: Eukaryota; Fungi; Ascomycota; Sordariomycetes; Hypocreales; Bionectriaceae
Source: the annotation of a GenBank genome assembly